Messenger RNA from Lottia gigantea (owl limpet), 966 nucleotides. RefSeq lists its product as hypothetical. Lineage: Eukaryota; Metazoa; Mollusca; Gastropoda; Lottiidae. The coding region runs from base 1 to 966 and encodes 321 amino acids. Gene Ontology annotation, molecular function: oxidoreductase activity, acting on paired donors, with incorporation or reduction of molecular oxygen; iron ion binding; monooxygenase activity. The transcript is spliced from 8 exons. The record is from RefSeq and is a predicted model, not a curated record.
AUGGCACGAGUUUUAAUGGGUUAUGAAGACAAAAGGCAUGAAGAUGAAACUGUAAACGACUUUACAUCUAUAAUUGAAACUGCCAGGGAAAAUUUUAAAGAUGCUAAAAUAUUACUAUCAACACCAAAAUGUUUAUGGUCGUUAACCAAGGCAUGGCCCAGACACAGUGGUCGAUGGGAUAAACUAUUAUCAAUAACAGGUAGAUAUAUUAACAAGUACACCAAGGAUGCCUCACUAGAGUAUGAAAACGAUGAUACGUGUGUUUUAUCUGAAUUGUUGAAAUCUGGGGAAUUAACUGGACCAGAAGCUCAUAUUAAUAUAACAGAUCUGAUUUUAGCCAGUAUUGACACGGAAUUGGCUCUACUAGAAUAUCUUAUAAUACUGGCUUUUGUUGCACGACAAUUCCAGACUUCCAGUACAAUACUAUGGUGUGUAUACGAACUGUCAAGGUCAAAAGAAAUACAAGACAAGUUAUUUCAAGAAAUAGAUGAAUUUCUGAACAUAAAUAAGGACCUUAGUUUUGCAGGAUUACAGAAUCUGCCAUAUUUAAGAGGAAUUAUACGCGAGUCGCAGAGGCUCCACCCAGUAGGAUUUUUUAUGAGUAGAAUGAUACAAGAACCUAGCACAAUCAGAGGAUACCAUAUCCAGAAGGGAAGCCAUGUGGCAGGAUCUAUGUAUGUAAUGGGAAGAGACCCUGAUAUGUUUCCCGAACCGGAGACCUUCCAUCCUGAACGAUGGUUUGGUGACAAUCCCGAUUUAGAGACAUUCAUCAACAACGUUCCAUUUGGUUUCGGGCGCCGGAUGUGUAUAGGUCGUAGAGUUGCUGAUUUGGUAAUAUCGUGUUUUAUAUUCAAUUUGGAGAGAUAUUAUACUAUCAGCCAAAUUACAGACCGAGUAAUAGAACCAACAUUUCGUUUAUUGAUGGUGCCUGGUGAACCUAUUCAAAUUCGACUACAGUCCAGAUAA